AUGAUAAAACAUUUGAAUCAGACCGCGGCAGCUGUUGAAUUGGAAUUGUAUAGUAUGGUGGGUCGUUUACAGAUCGAAAUUAAAGCUAUUAUUGGAUUCGCUCGCAUAACACCUGGUGACAUUUUUGAAGUGUCGAUCAGGCAUGGUACUCAAAAAUGGAAAACACGUGGUAAAAUUCAACAGGAUCGGACUCAGAGAUGGGAUCAUUCUUCUGUUAUAUUUACAUGUUAUCCAGACUGUCCCAUUGAAGUUAAGGCAAUUGAGGUUCGGUUUUUCAAGUCAAAAACACUGAGCGAAUGCUCUUUCGAUCCAGGUGAAAUGUUUUGCUCACAAUCACAACUUGUAACGGUUAAUUUGAAUCAAAUUGGGACACUCAAAUUAGAAUUAAUUGUUCAAUGGAUGCCGCUGAUGAAUGCAAGGAAUUCAAACAGUAUGAGUAGUGCAUACAGUUCAUUGUCCAAUGAAAAUUGUUUCUUUGAUAAUGCAUCAACCAGUGAUGCAGUUGAAAAGAAACCGCGGAUUUUAUUGCGAGAGAAAAAACGCAACAAUCAACUUAUGCGACAAAAAGAAAUUUGGCGUUCAUCAACAAAUAUCUUAGAUAGUGUUUACGAUGAUAUUAGCAAAUCAAUCCCAAGCAUUGACACAGUGGAGGCGUUGCCAGUAAAACGAGAACUUAAAAAAGAAUCGUCUGAAUUAAUGUACCUUAAAAAUGGAUGGAGGCGCUCAAUUAGCGUGUCACAACUUGUAGCAAAUUCAAAUCAGGAUUUAUGUGAACGUAUUUCCUCGAUCUCUCCGGUACCAACUGAGGAUGAAUUGUUAUAUCUUAUCGGAUUAGUCAAACCAUUUAUUGCAAAAUUGAUUCGAAAACAUCCUGAAAUUGCCAUCAGCAAGUCAUGCUUGAAUCGUUGGGAGAGAUUUUUGAAGUUAAAGGAUGAAGUACCAGUUGGUCGAAAAAACGAACUGACAAAUGGAACCGAUACCGAUUAUCGGAAUGAACAUAAUGGAAAUUCUGGGUUUCAGUGUGUCGAACAGACAUCAGAAAAUGAUAGUGGUAUUGAUUCACUGCGGCAACAUAUUUCACCAUAUAAUGCUAAGAAUUGUUCAACUAUCGAUAGGACAAGCUUCAUUGGGGUUACCGGAUCUGGCCCAUCACAAAGACGAUUCAGACAGAUAAAGGAGAAAGAAAGGCGCAAAUCUGUCGGAGUUAUUGUCGACUCGGCUUCUGAAAAUCAAUGCUUUGCAAAUCCGGAUGAAUUAUGGUUACGUUCAAGUUCCAACAGUUCAUCCAGUGGUUGUUCAGUGAGUCGCUUAUGGGAUCGAACAUCAGCUAAUGGGAUAUCUCUAGAACUACACCUUUGUCUCAGGCAUCACUUAAAACGAUGUUUAAGUAUAUUGACGACUUUAGCGGGUAUUUACGGUCCAUUAGAGUAUCGUGAGAAUAAAAUGUUGGGUAGGCUGGAGGAGGAGACAUCUACGCUAAAUGAAUUGAUCAACUUGGCGUCAAGAAAGCAUUUAUCGGUGACACGAAAAAAUGUAUUGUAUGAGUUAACCAAUGAUUCGGAAGUGCAGGAAAUAUGGCUUUCCGCAGUCUUUCAAUUGAAUGCCACUCUAAUUGUACCGAUGGAGUCGUUGCGGCUGCAGAUUCGUAGUCAUUUUGGAUCGAUGGUUGAAAUUCGUUACCCAGAUCUGGUCAACAACGUGAUCGACACUGUGAUGGCGUUGUUGACCGACAAAAGUACAUGGGAACCAGAAUACAUUAGUGUCUUUCAGUUUAUUAACUUAUUUCGUGGCAAGCAUGUCGCUUCGUUCGUCGAAAAUUUGGCACAUGAAGCACUGAUAAUGUCACAUCUAAGCUCACGCCAAAUUAAUCUUGUCAAAGAAGUUAUGGACCGAUUAUCACAAGUUCCAGUUGUUCCACCAUUAGAAAGUUUACGAUAUAUUUCUCUCGUACUUGUCUGUCCGGAUCGUAAUUUACAAUCAAUCAUAGAAACUUAUCUUCUAUCAGCAAGCGGACAAUUGCGUGAUGACCUGAUAAUGUGUUACAUUUGCCUUUUGGAGCAUGAGAAUGAGCAAAGUCGUAAGGGUGCUUGCCGUGCAUUAGGCACACUUGGAUCAUCGAAAGCAGUACAUGCGUUGACAUUUUUAUAUGGUAAUGAUCCAGCGCAAUCUGUACGAGAGGAAGCGCAUAGAGCAAUAAGUAAAAUGACGCAUAAUUUGGAUGAUUUAACAAAUGUCGAGACUACGAAAGUAUAA
This is a messenger RNA of Cercopithifilaria johnstoni, 2253 nucleotides long. The record is from the annotation of a GenBank genome assembly. Lineage: Eukaryota; Metazoa; Nematoda; Chromadorea; Rhabditida; Onchocercidae.